AUGCGUUGGAAAAUUGAGGAAAUAAAGGACUUUCUGCUCACAGCCUGGCAAAAGGAUGCCAAAUCUGUGAAGAUCAAGAAGAAGAAGGAUAAUGUGAAGUUCAAGGUUCGCUGCAGCAGGUACUUCUACGCCCUGGUCAUCACAGACAAGGAGAAGGCAGAGAAGCUGAAGCAGUCCCUGCCCCCUAGUUUGGCAGUGAAGAAGCUGAAAUGA
Molecule: messenger RNA, 213 nt
Organism: Meriones unguiculatus (Mongolian gerbil)
Lineage: Eukaryota; Metazoa; Chordata; Mammalia; Rodentia; Muridae
Product: large ribosomal subunit protein eL38-like
Exons: 1
Coding region: 1-213 (70 amino acids)
Biological process (GO): translation; protein-RNA complex assembly
Cellular component (GO): ribosome; cytosolic large ribosomal subunit
Molecular function (GO): structural constituent of ribosome
Source: RefSeq, a predicted model, not a curated record